Cavenderia fasciculata is the source of this 519-nucleotide messenger RNA. RefSeq lists its product as uncharacterized. NCBI's taxonomy places the organism in Eukaryota, Evosea, Eumycetozoa, Acytosteliales, Cavenderiaceae. The record is from RefSeq and is a predicted model, not a curated record. The coding region runs from base 1 to 519 and encodes 172 amino acids. The transcript has 2 exons.
AUGAAAUAUUACGGAAAGUAUUAUGGUCCAUUUGGUCAAUGGGUUUGUAAUGACUAUAGGGAUCCCAAUAAAGGAGCAUCCAAGUACAAACUUCCUCCCAAUAACUAUAUUCCUGCUGUUUAUGUUUUUUUUGACCAAGAUGAAAGAUAUCUUAGACAUAGCCAAAACCAAGCAACAAUAGUUAAGUACAAUAAUAUCGUAACCUAUGUUGGAAGUUCGGUUAGUUUCUUACCUUUUAUCAAGCAAUGUAGAUUAGGUCCUGAUGGCCAACCAGUGGAUAUCCUCAAAGUAGUGUCAAACAUCUACCUUGAUGGAAAAUUCCAACGUGCGAUGUUGGAUCCACUCCUCCAGAAUCCAGAUCCAUUGUCCAGAUGGGAGUAUAUCAAAAAUGAUAUUUUAGAUGCUUUACAUCAUGCAUGGUUCCCUAUUGAAGAUCCCUAUCACCAUGAUGACGGAGAGCUUUCUGUUAUUGACAAACUUAAAGGAUUGUGGCAUCAUGACUCAAAGAAAAAAAAGUAG